Messenger RNA from Fusarium redolens, 777 nucleotides. Its product is annotated as Alpha/beta hydrolase fold-1. The transcript has 2 exons. The coding region runs from base 1 to 777 and encodes 258 amino acids. Lineage: Eukaryota; Fungi; Ascomycota; Sordariomycetes; Hypocreales; Nectriaceae. The record is from RefSeq and is a predicted model, not a curated record.
AUGCAGAAACUCAAGCCCCAUAUUGUUAUUGUCCCAGCAUCCUUUGCCCCACCGUCUCUAUACUCAGGUCUCGUUCAAAGCCUCGCAGAAUAUGGAUUAGAGUCUACUGUCAUCGGUCUCCCUUCUGUUGGAUUUCGCGAUCCAUUGCCAGCUGCCUUGAUGGAUCAAGACGCUGAGCACAUUAGAUCAACUACAACAAAACUAGCUGAUGAUGGCCAUGAAAUCGUCUUGGUGAUGCACUCCUACGGUGGAAUAUGUGGUACAGAAAGCACCGCCGGAGUUUCAAAAACCGAUAGACAAGUAGCUAGGAAACCGGGUGGUAUAAUACAUCUUGUUUAUAUCAGCUCUCCUGUACCUGAGAUCGGGGGGUCCGUCAAGACGAUGAUGGGCGAUAAUAUGCCCCAUUUCAUGAAGCUUGAGGGAGACUACCUCAUAUCUGAGCCCGAAGGCUGCGCGAGCGUCAAUUUCUCAGACCUUCCGAAAGCCGAAGCGUCGACGUAUGCGAAGCAAAUGACAGCGCAUUCGGCUGUGAGCUUUGCUGGGCCACUUCAAAACGCAGGAUACUUGGAUAUCCCCGUCGCAUAUAUAGUCUGUGAGAAGGAUAUCUCUGUACCUCCUGUUGUCCAGAGAUCUGUCAUUGAUAUGAUUUUCAAAAAGAGCGGUCGGGAGGUCAUCACGUUCGCUUGCAACUCUGGACACUUUCCUACUGUCAGUUCCCCAGGCGAGGUAUCAUCUUUUAUAAACAAGGUUGCUACUAAUGGCUUUCGAGAGUGGUAG